Messenger RNA from Drosophila busckii, 1036 nucleotides. RefSeq lists its product as uncharacterized. NCBI's taxonomy places the organism in Eukaryota, Metazoa, Arthropoda, Insecta, Diptera, Drosophilidae. The transcript is spliced from 2 exons. Bases 22 to 903 code for a protein of 293 amino acids. The record is from RefSeq and is a predicted model, not a curated record.
GCGGUUGGAGUUGGCAGCAUAAUGAUUAACGGCAAAUCCUUGUUACUUACCGCCUCGUUGCUAAUCCUGGCGAGUACUGUGCAGGCGGAUGGCAGCUUUGAUCUGAAUCUGAAGCAGGUGGAUGACAUCAUUGAUGUGGACUCUGCGGAUGCGCUGGAGCCAGCGCUGGGACAGCACAAACAGCCACAUGCAGCUGGUUAUGCCGACUAUGAUUACUAUAUGAAUGCCAGACGACUGCAGGAAGCCAAUGCUGGCGAUAAUGAGCUGAGCGCUUCCUCGCCUAUGCGUGUUCCCAAUCGCGAGUCCAGUCCUCAUCGCUAUCGUCGACCUGAUGAGCUGCCAGCCAAGUCGUCCAGCUGGUAUGGACCGUAUGCCAACAAGCCCUUGGCCAUGUAUCCCUCCCGAUCGUAUGAUCCCUAUAUCAGACGGUAUGAUCGCUUUGAUGAGCAAUACCAUCGCGCCUAUCCGCAAUACUUUGAGGACAUGUACGUGCAUCGCCAGCGCUUUGAUCCCUACGAUAGUUACAGUCCACGCGUGCCGCAAUAUCCCGAUCCCUACCUCAUGUAUCCCGACCGCCAGCUGGACACUCCGCCUGUAAGAGAUUAUAUCAAAUCGCGUCGUGGCUAUCAGGACGAGCCCAUGCUUGACUCAUACAGCAACAAAUAUGCGCCCACCAAGCUGCCCGCGCAUCCCCUGGCUACACGCAAUGAGCGCGUUGUCUACUACGCCCACCUGCCGGAAAUUGUGCGUACGCCCUACGAUCUCAGUCUGACACGCAAGGAUCGCAAUGCCGCUGCUGCUGCUCUCACUGCCCAGGCGCCCUACAAACUAAGCAAAAAGAAAAUCAAGAGUGCGCCCAGAGUCAAUGCUGAUAACUCCACCAGCUACAAGCCUGCCUUUUAACUCAUUUGCAGCAUCACCGAUUGAACCCUCUUACUGAACUUGCAACCCUUACGUAUACUCAAUUUAUACAACGCGUGCUCUUCUUAGUUUUUAACUCGAAUGUUUUCACCUUUUUUUCAUAACUUAGCUUUAA